GGGGUGGCAGGAAGCAGGAAUAUUGGUGAAAGGCAGAGUGGCAUACAGAGGUCUGUCGGGAGCACGCAAAAGGACGUCCACUCAUUCGGACAGUUCGCCUGGCGCGAUACAGUUUGUUUCCCUUUCGGGGUAUCACGCCGUGUUUUAGGCGGUAUUUUCAGUGUACGUUGUGUUUAGAACUUAUGUGACACUACACGGCCGGUGAUUUUGGUGUCGCGUGAAGAACCGUCAGCGGCAUAUUAUGCCGACAUGUCGGCGCAGUGGAUUCUGAAACCUGUGCUGCCUGUGCCGCAGAUGUUCGAGACCGAGUCUCUGUCAAGAAAAAAGUCCCGACAUGGCUCUGGGAACAAACUCCCGUUGCCACCUCCACUCAGGUCACCUGAUCGCUCAGGCUCGCUUCAGGCUUGCCCAACACAGCCCCAAGCGGUCAGCUUCAAUGGCUCCGAAGGUUCCUUCCACAGCCCGCAUUAUGACAGCAGCCGUCCAGACCUGUACCUGCACCAGUGCUUUCACAUCGACUGUAAGCUGGGACAAGGUUCCUUCGGUGUGGUCUACAAGGUCCGAAGCCGGGAGGACGGGCGCUGGUAUGCGGUGAAGGAGGCUUACCGGCAGUUCCGCAGCAUGAAGGACCGCCAAAACAAGCUGCAGGAGGUGGCGAAGCACGAGUGCCUGCCCCCGCACCCCAACUGCGUGCGCUUCAUCAAGGCCUGGGAGGAGAACUGCCGCCUCUACAUCCAGAUGGAGCUGUGCCACUCCAACAUGACAGCCUACGCGGAGGAGCACCACGACAUCCCCGAGCGUGCCGUCUGGAACUACCUCGUCGACCUCCUGCAGGGCUUGAAGCACCUGCAUGAUCACAAUUUAAUUCAUCUUGACAUCAAACCAGACAACAUCUUCAUCUCGAACGAGGGCCUCUGCAAGCUGGGCGACUUUGGUCUCGUUGUGAGGCUGGACUCAGCAGAGAACCGAGACGAUCCAGUCGAAGGAGAUGCCCGGUACAUGGCGCCGGAACUGAUGAACGGCGACUUCACCAAGGCAGCCGACGUGUUCAGCUUGGGGAUCACGAUACUGGAGCUGGCCUGCGACCUCGAGCUUCCUGGUCAAGGAGAGCACUGGCACAGUCUCCGCACUGGAACCCUGCCGGCGGACGUAGUCACGGAGAUCAGUCCAGAUCUACGCGACCUGGUUCAGCGGAUGAUGCAUCCAGAUCCAAUACAGCGGAUCUCCGUGGAUCAGCUACUGGCACAUCCGAGGAUCUGCAAGGUGCUCCGGUGGCGGAGGCUGUACGCAGCACGCAAGAGGGCGGUGACGUGGAUCUUCGAGCUGUUCCUGCUGCUCUGGCUCUGGAUCUGCCGAAUGGCCAGGAAGCUGUUGCCUAGAAGGAGUUCUUGGCUGCCUUUAUGCUGGCUGAACCCUAAGAGCAUUCCGCAGAGAGACAAGUCGUUUGAGGACAGCUUCUCCGACGACGACACCUUCGAGGACUCCUCUCUCAGGCUGGGCACGUCCUUGAACGACAGCAGGCACGGCGCAACAGUCUCGCCUCUCAUCAGCUCUACCCCAAAGCCCCUUCAUGCCAACGCGUCCCAGCGUUUCUACAGCACGCCAUGGCUGGAUUCACCGCAGCGGCCGUCUAGCAGGAGUCGGCUGUCCAAUCAGCUCGAGGACACUUGGUUUGACAUGGAACCCAAGAACCUGUUCCAGGCAUUUGAAGAAUUGGCUGCAGGUAGUUCACCAGACCUGUGAAAGAGCUGGAUGGAGCUUCUGCUGCGGAGUGUGUUUCGGGAACUAGUCACUGCCACUGGGCUCCACAAGACAUUUCCAGGACGUGUGUGUCGAACUCGCCUUCUUCACCCUGCCUUCUUCGUUAAGUCAGGGUUGUGCCGACCUUUUGUCACGUUGCGAAGAAUGCUUACCAACGUGCGGCAGUCUAUGCGAGCAUGGAGACAACGUUUUGCCUGUGUCUCGUCACAUUAAUGUCUGGACAACCAUGCACUUACAAAAAAAAAGGUGCGAUAUGGCAGCUGUUUGAAGCGUUGAUAAUUUAUUAAGAGUUUCUAUUAACAAACCAUUUUUAGUAAUUUAAGUUUUUUAGUAUGGAUUUUUGUAAAAGCGUUUGCGCCGGUAGAAAAAUUCAACCGUUCCCCCCCCCCUGAAUCGUGCAGAUUUUGCCAUUUUCCUAAAAAGCCGUCGAAACAAAAUUGGCAGCAUCACGAUCAAAAAGGAUGUAUACUAGUAGUUUCUGCUGUAACAAACAUGCGUGCGUACGUCUCUCCUCAACUUCGGUCGCACAACGGUCGGUCGGCCAACGAAUUUGCACUGUACGGGGGCCCCGGUCUCGUCUAUCGCUUGCAGUUAGUAGAUUCUGAGCAAAGAAAUGAGCUAAAUGUAAUAGAAAUUAAUGUAAUGCCUUCAUAGUGCCUCCGUAGCGAAAGAGGUGCAUCGCACAACCGUCUUUCCUCUGUUGAAACCUUCUGGCUGUGUUUUGCGGCCAUACUCAGUCUCGUGUCGAGCCCAACCGCGGCCAAUGCCACAAUCCGACAAGGCCAGUCGAGCGGUGGCAAAAGUGCACCUUCGCGGCACUCGUCAUCUUAGUGUGCGUGCCGUCACCGGCCAUAGGAAUCGCGCAAAACAAAAAGCGCAGGAUCACGCGGCGUUCACCGUGCACGAUUCAUUUAGCAAACGCACAAGGACAACGAGUGCCACGACGAUGCACUUUUGGAGCCACUCAAUCGGCUUCGUAGAACUGUGGCAUCGGCUGCGGGCGGACUUGAUGUGAAACGGAGCUUGGCCGCCCUCGCUCGGGACGUAUUUGUACUUUCACGCGCUGCCUUCGAGUCAGAAUAACUGCAAUAGCGAAACCGCGCAUGCAGUGUGUUCGUGUUGUUCCUCGCUGCCGCGUGCAGUUGCUUUUAGUUCUGUUUUUAUUGUUUAUGUGAUGUAAAGUUUUUAUAAUUCGGUGCAUGGAGCAAAUAAAAUGGCGACGGAUCAUUUUC
This is a messenger RNA of Ixodes scapularis (black-legged tick), 2993 nucleotides long. Its product is annotated as membrane-associated tyrosine- and threonine-specific cdc2-inhibitory kinase. NCBI's taxonomy places the organism in Eukaryota, Metazoa, Arthropoda, Arachnida, Ixodida, Ixodidae. The record is from RefSeq and is a predicted model, not a curated record. Gene Ontology annotation, biological process: protein phosphorylation. The coding region runs from base 250 to 1743 and encodes 497 amino acids. Gene Ontology annotation, molecular function: protein kinase activity; ATP binding. The transcript has 13 exons.